GCAUGCAAUCAACCGAAUAGUGGGUAAUGAUCAACCAUGAUUGUUGUUAAAAACGAUCGAUGCCAAAAGUUCAAGUCUAAAAUUAUGGCUGCAAGUCAGCAGAGCCUUGCAGCUCUCUGCUCACUCUUGCAGCUACCAAUAGCUAGCGUUUUAAUGCAGAGCUAACUACUAAGUAGAGUAGUAACACUCGGUGAACAAGUUUUGCUACGGACUCUUCUGAAAAGGCUGCAAUAGCAUUCCAAGUAAGCAAAACUAGGCAUAACUCGAGAAUGAAGCAUUAUUUUGCAAAUCCACUAAUUAAAAUCCAAGUAUACAUGACUAGAAGCCUAUAGAAACUCUUACUUGCACUUGAUUCAUCCUUGAGCAGCUGUAGCGGUCUACACACACACACAGACACACAAACACACUACCGUAUACCUCGCUUGCGCAUGCGCACCGAGGCAUAAUUAUUGUUUCAAGCUGGGAGAUUAGUUGGUAACAGGGAUCAGGUGUCAUAUACGGCACCUCGCUAAUUAGAUUCAUAAACGUGUGAGUGGGAGUGGGCGGGACACAGGAAGCCAUGUGCUUGCUUUGGACACAGGAAGAUGAAAUGAUCUCAAUUUUCUAUUGCUAGUGAAACUGAAAGUUAGUGGCAUAAUUACUUCCUUUGUUCCGUAAUUUUCUUUGAAUUUGAAUUGUUUGUUCCGUAAUUUCUAAUUUAUUAAUUUAUUAAUUAAUUACUUCCUUUGUUCCGUAAUUUUCUUUGAAUUUGAAUUGUGUAAGUGUAAGUGUCUGUAUUGCAUAAGUUAUCAAGUAUUUAUGUAAUCAUAAGUGCAAUUAAUACCCUGUUUGUAUUUUGAAAGUGUAGUUUUUCAAACUUACAGGCACCUAUUUAUAGUACCAAGUGGGUCUUGCAUGUGUAAAGAUGUGUUGAUGUCAUUGUUUUGAAUCUUUGAUGCACGGCCAGGGAGGAUAAAAGCAGUGAUACCUGCUAUAGAUUUAGUUUUGCAUGCGAAUACAAAUGAUAUAUAUGCGUAGAUUUGCUUCAAAAUCAUAUUUAGCUAUGGCCAAUGAGAUCAUUCCCAUCUUGUGCUAUCUGCUACUAUGCACACUGACCGGAGGACAUUCUCAACCAAACUUUUUCAACAUCACCACGACUCAAGCUAUCGUGUCCACCCCAAGCACAGUGCAGCUCAUGUGUGUAGGUACCUCCAAUCCUGAUAUCCAGUCUGUAGUGUGGUAUGACUCUCAUGGCGACACACUCAACAGUACCUCAAUGCUGAGAGACACUGAUCACGAGAACGUGGUCCCUACUGUUAGAAUAGUGGCUACACUGGACGUGGAGAGGGUGGUGUGUGUCAAUGCAGUCUACAGAUGUGUGUUUGAGAAUGAGGUGACAUCAUUCUUUGCUGAUGUGGAAUGUCCGUCAAUACCUGAGGUGACCUUUGAGUCGAGCUCCUACACUGCGGGGGAGGGGGACGGGCUGCUCCACGUGUGUCUCUCUGUACGCAACACCACUAAUGGAACUAUUGUCACCAUCUCUGAGACAGACUCGACAGCUUCCAGACGAACAGACUUCUCCCUUGCCAGAGCCUUCAAUCUCACCAUCACUCCAGACCAGCUAGUCCUAGCCUCCAGUGAUGACAGCUGCCACUACCUGUGUGGUCGACAGUGCUUCAGCAUCCCCAUCACACAGGACUUGGUGUUUGAGUACCAACUAGAGUCUUUUAGUCUGGAACUGAGAGUUCGUGAUGUUCUGGCUCCGUUAACAUCAAACACAACUGUCUAUAUUCAAGAUGAUGAUGAGUUAGUGAUUGGCUUUGAGAGAGCUGUAUACACUUUUAGCGAGGGGGGUGGGGUGUGCACGCCACAAGUGAGACUGUGUGCCCAGGUCACCGGGAGCAUUCUCGGACUUCCACUGGAGGUGGUCCCAGUCUGGAGAGCAGGAACAGCCGUGGAGGGUGUUGACUACCAGCCCCCGCCCUGCAACUUCACCUUCUCCCCUGGUGGCUCUAUAGACUGCAUGGACCUUGACCUGAUCAAUGAUGACGUGGCUGAGCUCACAGAGACCCUUUCCGUGAUUGUUGGGGACGUGUUUGUUGAUGGGAGGAGGGUGGAUGUGGGGGGUAGAGUGAGGACGGACGUCAGGGAAACACUAAUACAGAUCACCGACAAUGAUGUGUUUGAGGUAUCAUUUGAAGAGACUGAGUACACUAUCCAUGAGGCUGGUCCAGGGGAGAGUCACACUGCCCUGAGGGUGUGUCUGGUACAACGGGAGGGGGGUGCUCUGUCAGCUGAUAUGGGCGAGGAUGGGGACUCCCUAAUGGUUGACAUCACCAUCAGCACUUUAGAUGGAACUGCGACAGGUGGACAUGACUAUGUUAGUGUGAACUCCACCCUUUCUGUCCGUCUACCCCUCUCUGAGAGUGUGUGCGAGUGUGUCGUGGUCCGCAAUGAUCAAGUAGUGGAGGCUACAGAGACAUUCACGAUGCAGCUGGCUACCUCCCACCCCUUUGUCAAUACUGGGGGUAGAGUCGCUACAGUCAUGCUCAGAGACAACAGUCCAUCUGCUGUGAGCGUUGGCUUUGAGCACUCCCAGUAUAGUGUAAGAGAGGAAGACGUUAGUUUGGAGGUGUGUGUGACGGUGGUGGGAGAGUACCAGAGGAGCAUUCAUGCUCUACUCUGCUCAGAAUCAGGCAAUGCCACAGGGAACGUGGACUUUGUUGAGAUUCUAAACCAACGCUUAUCAUUCUCUGCUAACCCAUUAUCACCGCCCCUCUCUGAUGGUCGGAUCUGUCUCAAUGUCACUGUGCUACCAGACACUCUGUUGGAAGCUGACGAGGUAUUUACACUGAGUCUGCAGUCGUCUGACACAGCAGUUCACCUGACGCCCUCGACAACUACCAUCGUCAUCCUCAACGAUCAAGGCACUCUCCCCACGCUCACGUUCACCAACAACACUCCAUCAGUGGUGGAUAAUGAGGUUCAUGCUGAUUUCAUCCUCACCCAACGUGAGCAGCUCUCCUCGGUGACUUGCUCUCUUUCUGGCCCCGGCAGAACACCCACCAUCACUCUGGACUGUUCGUCAGGUCAUGUGACAUACACAGAUCUCCCUAUCCGUCGACAGCAGUUUACGCUGACUGUAAAUGCCCACCUCCUCUCAGACCCUAGGCUCCACCCACUGAACCUCGCCACUGUAACCCUCAGAUUAGACCACAGUGUUUGCUGGCUGCAUCCUAUCAAUGGAGGGGUGGUUAUUGUGGGAGAGAACAGGGUCACCUUUGAGUGGCAAGCAACUGGACCGUCUUCUAGUGAGAGAGUGAUCGCGUUUCUAUGCAGGAGAGAUCGAGAUCAGACCGAGAGACCUUGCAACUCUCCAUACAUUUGGCAGAACCCAUCUCCUGGCAACCAUCUGCUAUUUGUGACACCUGUCUUCACUACAGGCUGUAGGAGACACAUCACAAGAGAGUUUAAUUUUACUUACACUGGCUAGAGGCACUUACGUACCUGAUGCAAUAUCAAGUUUUGAACAAUAUUUUAUGUUGUGAUCUAAAGGUAUUUUUAUUAUUAGUGCAAGUACGUAAUACUUCAUAAUAAUUAUGAACGAACUA
This is a messenger RNA of Halichondria panicea, 3590 nucleotides long. RefSeq lists its product as uncharacterized. The transcript is spliced from 14 exons. Lineage: Eukaryota; Metazoa; Porifera; Demospongiae; Suberitida; Halichondriidae. Bases 989 to 3472 code for a protein of 827 amino acids. Gene Ontology annotation, biological process: cell communication; metal ion transport. The record is from RefSeq and is a predicted model, not a curated record. Gene Ontology annotation, cellular component: membrane.